AUGUCCUCCGCACAGGAAGAAUUCAAUCAACUAGUCAGCAACAAUCGCGACACAUACUCCACACAUCCCGAAGACAGGGACGAAGACCUACACUUCUCAGACGAUAACGAUCACCUCGACUCCCCACCCCGCACCCUGCGCCAACGUAGAACAGUCGACUCCUCAGACGAGGACGAGGAAGAAGACGACGACAUGUCUCGCACUUCAAACUACCAUCUCCCCAAGAACAACUUCGAAGCAAACACAGGGCCCAAGGGUGUCAUCGCCGACGCCCGCGCCUUCGAACGUGCGCGCAAGAAGUCCUUCCGUAAAACUCUCCUCGCUGCCACUGGCUUCGAAGCGACCGCUGCCGCUCAAAAGCCUGCUCGCAGCGAUAGUCGUUCUCCGUCGCGAGAGGCCUCAGAGGGCAGUGAGGAUGAUGAAGAGGAGCGCUUUAUGCGCCAAUGGCGUACACUGCGUAUGCAAGAACUUCAGGGCCGUGGUAACCGUCGGCCCUCGCCACGCGGCAGGCUCUUCGGCUCGGUAGACACCGUUGAUGCGGCUGGGUAUCUUGAUGCUAUUGAGAAAGUGAGCAGCGACACUGUUGUCGUUGUAUACAUCUUUGAUCCUCAUUCUGAUCAGAGUGCUGUUGUUGGAGAAUGCCUCAACACUAUUGCCCGUCGACAGCCUACUGUCCACUUCGUACGGCUUCAUCAAGAAAUCGCCGAGAUGGACUACAUCAAAGCCCCCGCAUUGCUGGCCUAUCGCGAGGGCGAUGUCUUCGCAACCAUCGUCGACGUGAUCCGCAACAUUCCCAAAGGUCGUGUCUGCAGUGCUGACAGUCUAGAAGACCUCUUAAAACUGAACCGUGUGCUUUAA
Messenger RNA from Penicillium taxi, 858 nucleotides. Its product is annotated as phosducin family protein. The record is from RefSeq and is a predicted model, not a curated record. The coding region runs from base 1 to 858 and encodes 285 amino acids. The transcript has 3 exons. Gene Ontology annotation, biological process: regulation of G protein-coupled receptor signaling pathway. Lineage: Eukaryota; Fungi; Ascomycota; Eurotiomycetes; Eurotiales; Aspergillaceae.